GAAAAAGCGUGACAUGACAAUGACGUCAUGUGGUUAUCUGACCGGGUCUUUAAAAUCUCGUCGCAAAGGCAAUGUGUCGAGUCUUAUGACAGUGAAUGGAGUUGACAAGUCAAGCCUUUAGAGACAGGUGGACCUCUUAUUGUGUUGUAGGCUAUGAGUGUGGGUGAUGGAGGACGGUCAAUGUGGAGACUUCCUGAUCCAAGAUGAGGACACCCUCAUUGAGGGUGUCAGCAACCAGGUCUUAUUUGUUGUUGUUCUCAGCAUCACCUUCCUCGCAGGCCUCCUCACUCUGCUCUGCAGACAAGAGGAGCAGAACAUUCAUCCUGAGAAUCAGGAGCAUGUUCGAGCCGUCCGGCAACAGCUCCAAACAGAGCAGGAUGAAAAUAGCCAGGCGGAGGCCAGGCAACAGUAUUACACAGACAUGUCUUGUCCAGUGUGUUUGCAGCAGGCUGUUCUGCCGGUGGAAACAAAUUGUGGACACCUUUUCUGCGGCUCCUGCAUCAUAGCGUACUGGAGGUAUGGCACCUGGCUGGGUGCUAUUAACUGCCCCAUCUGCAGACAAAUGGUUACUUUGCUUUUCCCGCUGUUCCAUGAGAACGCCACUCCUCAGAGGGUCCAGGACGGCGAGGCAGAACCUCUGCUGAUUUUAAGAGACAUUAACGAUUACAACCGCAGGUUCUCAGGCCAACCAAGAUCUUUUAUGGACCGGCUGCGAGAUGUGCCCACCCUGCUGCGUCACGCCUUCAGGGAGAUGUUUUCUGUGGGGGGCCUCUUCUGGAUGUUCAGGAUCCGAAUCCUUCUCUGCCUGGUCGGAGCACUCACCUACCUGGUGUCCCCGCUGGACAUUCUCCCAGAGGCACUUUUCGGUCUCCUGGGAUUCAUGGACGACUUCUUUGUCAUCCUGCUUCUCUUUGUGUACAUCUCCAUCAUGUACAGAGAGGUGGUGACACAGAGACUGAACGGCUAGGUGCCCGCUCAUUAACAAGGCCUUAGGUUUUCUCAGGAAGAGGUAGAACCCAGCAUCUGGAUGGAUGGAUGUGAAGAAGAAAAAGACUCACAAAGAAAGAACUGAGUAAAUGCUCUUAAGGACAGAUACUCAACAACACUGGUCUUCGAAGAGAGGUUUACCUUGAAACCAGGGACGUUUCUUCAUCACUGGAGAGUGAUUAUAAGCCUCAUCUCUGCAAUGACUCUAUAUAAGGAAUUCAAUCUUUCAUCGAUGGCUUAAUAAAUGUUCUGUCGAAGUGGACAACAACACAGCAUGGGGGUGGCUGUAAACGAAUGUGGUGUUGUGUAUACCUACUUUGAACCACUUUGUGUAUCCAGGGAACACUUUUUGAUGAACUGAAUGCUUCAGCCAAUUGGAUGACAGCGUUUUCCUGACUUUGGACGAUGUGCAUAUCAACAUAAUAGAGACCACAGUAAUGUAACGUAAUGUGAACUUGACCUUACUGUAUCGAUGGCAGUGUCUUGAUUAUAUGCAUUUAAACCUGGCUGUCUGCAUCCAAAGUGUCGACUGUCUUAACGGAGUCAUGUAACUCGAACCAUCUUGCUGUUGUUAUUACAAGCUUUGUGGUCAAUUCACCUGAUCACGCACCUAUGUAAGGAACAUGUGCUUAUAAAGAGUCACAAUGACAUGAAAAACACAGAUUAUGAUCUUUGUAGCAUUUUAAUUCCAUUGAAAUAAUAAUAAAAAUCUGAACCUGCAUGCAGGCAGGACAACCUGAA
Molecule: messenger RNA, 1728 nt
Organism: Labrus mixtus (cuckoo wrasse)
Lineage: Eukaryota; Metazoa; Chordata; Actinopteri; Labriformes; Labridae
Gene: rnf170
Product: ring finger protein 170
Exons: 7
Coding region: 167-967 (266 amino acids)
Molecular function (GO): ubiquitin protein ligase activity
Source: RefSeq, a predicted model, not a curated record